GUGGACUUGCUGCACGAUUUUGUCAGAUUUUCAUGAAAUUCUCAAAAUAUCACCCCAAAUUCAACAUGAUUUUCCAAUCAUUAGAACUUUCUGAACAUUGAUGUAAUACAGGAUGAAAUCCUGUGUUGUCUGGAAAAUUUGGCAUGGAAGGUACCAUUGUGAAUGAUUUCAAGAAAUUGCGUGUUUUUACACCUUUUGAUUUUAUCAAAAUGGACGAGCUUGUACAUGACUUGAGUACAGCGUUGGAAGAAAGCUCGAAACAACAAAAGACUAAGAGCAGUGAAAGUGUGUGCGCGGCUUACAUGAACUCCCGUAAAAUGCAGAAGAAGAAACGUGGAAAGAAAAGACGUUCCCUGCAGAGCGCUGUUUUGGAGUAUGGCAUGAUUAGCGAAGCUUCAGAGAGCAGUUUAGAUGAAGCGCUCAAAGAUUACUUAGAGAAUGUUGUUGCUCAUCAGAGUGAUUCAGAUGAAUUCACUCGAACGCAUCGAAUGACAGCUCUACAGGAUUCAGAGACUGCCAAUAUGAUGGCCAUGGUUGAAUCUGAUUCCGUGACCGAGAACUUCUCGCCUUUGCGCCCACAUAGGAGGAGACGGCGCUUCAAACGGAUGGCUGUUGACCCAAAGCCAUCUGGGUCUGUUGAAAUGGAACUACCAGAGGCAUUCAAGUCUAUGAGACGUCAACGGAAGUCAAAGACAGGAGAAAUGAGCCAGUUGUGUAACUUGACCAAUGAGAAUAAUACCAAUAGUGAGGUGGACUCAGUUGAAAAGAUGGAGGAUGAUUCUUUGGAGGAGACUGUAGCUCGUUGCCCUGUUGGCAAAAGAAAACGAACAAUGAAGCUCUGUGGAAAUAGCUUUGAUAAUGACCAAGAGAAUGCCUGUGCUGCCAUGUGCUCGCCGAGCAGUAGUUCAUUGAGUAGCAGUGAAAGUGAUGCUGGUAUCUUUACCAACGAUGAGGUGGGACGGGAAGCCGAUGAUGAGCAAAGUGAUUUCUUCCUGGAAAGUGGUCCAGCGUGUGGUAUCCCGGGUAUCAUCCCCUGGUGGGAACAGAGUGACACUAAUACUCAGGAUGAACCAAUGGACCCCAACUUUGAUCGAAUCCUGUCAGGUUCAUUUGAACACAUGAGUAAAUCAUCACAAAGAAACUUCAAAGCAAGGCUGAGUAGAUUUAUGGAUAUGCGUGGGCGAGAGAUUCGCUGUGGGAGACGUCGACUGACUGGGAAGACUCCAGGUUAUACUGUGUCUCGUUACAUCCAGGAGCAGGAACAAUGGAAGGAUGCGAGCAAGAAACAUGCAUCUUCGUGUCAUUCUGCAGAGUAUAAACGUCUCCGAAAAACACCACCAUAUGCUGAAGGCUUUGUUGGUGACGGAGCGGAUCCCAUUCCAGAUUCGAACAUUGGAAAUAAGAUGCUGCAGAACAUGGGAUGGAACCCUGGUAAUGGAUUAGGUCCAGACAGCAGCGGCAUCAAGGUACCAAUCAUGGCUUACCAGAGACCAAAGCGACAGGGUUUAGGAUGCAAUGGUUCAAAUUCCUGAAAGACACUGUUCAUUGGUUGGUUACAACUAACACCUGUUACCUGCCUGGUGCUCCUAAUUAAGUCAUCACUGAGAAAAUGUUGCAAAGCCAUUUUAGAAUAGGUCAGGAUUGUUAUGACCUUGUCUCCACUUCAUGGCAAUUUUUGGCCAUUUUACUGCCGUAGUCAAUCUAUGAAUGUAGAUGUGAUCGAGUUAGUUGUAAAUGGCUUAAUAGGGUGCUUUACAAUCAGUCCAAGAAGCUCUGCAGAAAACUUUCUGUUGACAAUUCAGUGGAGGGUGAUAGCUUAUGCUAACAUUCUGAGAGAGAGCCUAAUGUAACACUACACCCUCAUGGGGUCUGCAUGUAUGAUUUCUGUGAAAUAGUGACAGUCUUGAAGUGGGUGUAUUGAACAUUCAUGUUGUGCAAUGUUUAUUUUCAUCAAGCCUCAGAAGGUAGCACGGUUCCCAUUUAAACACAAAAUAACUGUGUCAACGCUAGUCAAAGGGCGUUUGAACGAAAGGCCUAUAUUAUGUGUAAUAGGCCUGUGUGAAACAGGCGAUGCAAAACUGGCUAAAUACCAUCUACAUAGUAUUUAAUUUGUUCACAAUAUCGUUCAUGCAAUAACUAACACUUUUCACAAUCACAUAUGCUGGUUAUCCUGUAUGAAGAAACCCCUUUAAGGUUUGAAUGGGGACUGUGAAUAGGUUAAAAGAAGUAAACGUGAAAGUUAAAAUUCUCAAAAUUUGUUAUAGAUGUUUUUCAGUUAACAACACUGAGUGAUAUUUGUUUGAAAUUGGCACGUCUUUGGUAUCCACCUUUUUACCAUCUCCCCAAAAACACAGAUUUUAGGAACGUUUUAUCCUUCAUAUUCUGUCAGGAAAGAUUUUGAGAUAUACAUUCGUUGUACAUGUACAUAUAUACUUUUAUGAUGGUAUCCAUUGGUUCUGAAAAUGUGGCAUUAAAUUCUGUUUUUCUAUAAAAUAAUUUCCUAAACAGGUGGAUUUUGAAUGUCCUAAUAACUUUGUAUAACUAUGUAGCACAACCAGUGGUGAAAUCCUGAGCAAGUUUAAGAAAAGAAUUGUUCUUGCAAGUACCGUCACCAGUCACUUGAUGCCACGAUAAAGGUUUCCUGACCUUCGGAAUAGAGGUCAUGCAAUUACGUCAUUAGGAUGGCUAUAUAGGACAUCACACAAAGUUAGCCAAGUGGGUGAGUGAUGUAAAUUUGACAUCCAAAAGGUGUCCUUGCUGUAGUGAUGUCAUCUGCAUGGCUUCUAUAAGACAGGUUUUUCUGUAGAACUUAUUCAGUGUUGUCAAGAGAAAAUAACGUUAUUUCCUCUUGGUGUUGUUGAGUAUGUCAUACUCAAGAUUUUUGAUUAUGGAUAAAGCUGAUUGCACUGUCUUAUACACUGUACAUAGAUAUUCUGGUAUUGCGUAAUCAUGUACAUGUAACUACACGUUCGUUAUCGUAGCAACUAAGAGCGAUUGAUAAUA
Lineus longissimus is the source of this 3003-nucleotide messenger RNA. RefSeq names its product G patch domain-containing protein 2-like. Lineage: Eukaryota; Metazoa; Nemertea; Pilidiophora; Heteronemertea; Lineidae. Gene Ontology annotation, molecular function: nucleic acid binding. The transcript is spliced from 6 exons. The coding region runs from base 144 to 1532 and encodes 462 amino acids. The record is from RefSeq and is a predicted model, not a curated record. Gene Ontology annotation, cellular component: nucleus.